Dracunculus medinensis (Guinea worm) is the source of this 507-nucleotide messenger RNA. Lineage: Eukaryota; Metazoa; Nematoda; Chromadorea; Rhabditida; Dracunculidae. The record is from the annotation of a GenBank genome assembly.
AUGUGUUUGCUGAAAGCAAGCAAUAUAAGCUCGCCCUCGACAGAAGUUAACCGAAUUCUUUCGAUGUAUAAUUCUCGAAGCGAAGUAACCGCUGAAUUGCUAAGCCAUAAGGUCAAAUACGAUAUUUCGUGGGGAAAGGUUGCUGAAAGUCUUCAGCGAAGCAAAGAAUGGACAGUUGCUGCAUGUCUUGGACAAAUGAAAAUGAGCCAGGAAGAAGCAACGAAGGUCGCAGAUUUAUUCAAUCUAAAAUCUGAAGCAAUCGCUUGGCUACAAAUUCCACCAUACAAAGGUUCAUCGCAUAUACCUCACGAUCCAUUAUUAUAUCGAAUGCAUGAAGUGCUAUUUGUUUAUGGCGAUGCUAUUAAAGAAAUAAUUAAUGAAGAAUUUGGUGAUGGAAUAAUGAGUGCUAUUGAUUUUAAAAUUAAUGUGGAACGAGAGAAUCAUAGCGAUGGCGAUCGAGUAAAAAUAAUUUGGUCCGGAAAAUUCCUUCCUUACAAGCCAUUUUAA